UACCUCAGCCCUUAUUAGAAAAACUGCAAAAACACACUUCUAAAGCUGCAUUCACAAUGACAUCUAUCUGGCAUACUCCAGGACAAGAGUGAUAUUUUCUCAUUUUAAACCGCACUAAAUAUUAAUUAGGCAGGCAGUGCAGAUUCCCCUGUUCAUGUGUGAAGAGGGACAGGUUACCUCACAGCGGCGGACGCACUGAAAGGCUUCAUUCUUCUAAGAAGGCUUUUGCAGCGGGCUGCAUUUGAACGGUUCACUCCUGAGACAACCGAGAAGGCAGGAGAAGGGAGAAACCCUGUAGCCUAACAAUGUCUGAGAGCCCUGAGGAGCAGCAGAGCACUGGGGUCUUGGGUCGUAUUGGGAGCUGGCUUUCUCCAUGGAGGGUAAAAGGUCCGAAGAGUCCCACUGAAAAUGCCCCCCCAACCAGCGAUCAGGCUGUUAAGUCAGAAGGAGAGGAGGAGAGUGAGGAUUCUGUGAGACUCCGGGCAGGGGAACAACAGUGGGAGGAGGAGAAGGAACAGAGCUCCAAUCCCAACCCACUCUGUCUCCCCAGAGAUAUUUUCCCCUGUGAAGAGGAGGACGCCACGCAGUCUGCCCACAGAGACGGCGCUGUUGUGAGCAGAACUGAGACAGCAGAAGGAGGUCCAAAGAAGGAGGAGUUUGUGGAGUGCAGGAAGAAGAGAGUUGGGCAGGGCAAGAAGAGGGAGGAGAGCAGUAACGGUACUUCAGCGAGCGGGAAUCUUGAGAAGAAUGCCAGUCAUCUGACACAUUUCUCUUCCUCUUCUGAGCAGGGAGUGGUAUGGGACUCUGAGAGGGCCCACACCCAACCUCCGGCCCAAAGACAAGCACAGGCCCAGACAGGCAGGAGGCUCCAUGUGUACCUGGAGGAGACCAGCGUGAUUCACUGUGGCCAAAACAGCCAUUCUGGACAGGAAGUUGUCCAAACCAAAGUCACAAAAAAGAACCUAAAGGUCCUCGGCAAAGCUAAAUCAUCACCGGGUUUUGAUUUGAACUUAAGUUCAAUAAGUGCAGAGAACAAAAGGACAGAUGUCAAAAGGACAGAUGUGAGGCCUGCUGUUGAGGCACAGAGUUAUAACAGUGCCCUAGUGGGAGUGUCACUGAAAUCACGCAAGCACUCGCAGUCAGAGCCUGAACCUGAAGAACAAACCGAGGCUGACAGCAUGGGGCGUAAAAACACAGCCAGAAGGAAAUCCAGGAAGAACUCUCAGGAAGAUGGAGCAGACAACUCCCAGGAGAAAGUGCCUCCCAGUGCCCAACCUGUCCCAGAGGGAAUCUCAACAUCAGAUAACUCCGUGUCAGAUGCUCAGGGCAAAAGUCCAAAGACUGCCAUGGGAGAGUCAUCUGUAAACUCCUCCUCCAAGCACAACCCCACCUCUCAGGCUUCACCUGAAGGAGCAGAGAGUAAGACUUCCUCUUCCGACACAGUCCAGCAGUUGGACAACUUCCAGGAUUCAAACUCAGUCAUUGCAGCCACUCUGGCAUGUGUUGAUGGGGGCGCAGACAUGGAGGACGACAACAGUCUUUACAAAGUAGAAAGGAGGACAGAGACACCAGAGUCCAAACGCAGGAGUAUGAAGGUUUCUCGAAGUGAGGUGAAGCUUUUUACAAAAUAUGUGCCUUUGAAUCCAAAGCAAAAUCCAACAGGAGACACACAGGAACUUAAGGCAGCGUUUAAGAAUAACAAAGAUGAAGCAAAGGAUAAGCCCAAUACAGAGAUUGAUGCCAGACUACACAAGCUGAAGAAAAUUAAUGAGGACCCUAAGCCAGUCGUCAGCCGCCUUGCGGAUAAAAUCAGCCUCUUUGAGCGCCCAGCAGUGAGGGUCAGCAAGCAGACCUUCCAAACACAGAGGAGUGCAGAUUUUGUGUUGUCAGACCAGAGAUCAAGUUCAGCUGAACGUUGCGGCAUGGCCAGGUCCAGCUCUGCGUCGCCCACCAGGGAGAAGCCGAUGACGAUCAAGGAGCGAGCGAGGAACUUCACAGAGGCAUCUAAAACAGAGGACAUGGCAGGGCUGCCUCAAACACCAGCUAUGAAAGGAAUGUCUGACAAUUCAACAUUGUCUGUUGCAGUUGCUGCAUCAAAGUCACCAAAACUGGACCAUCAGGGUAGACUGGAUACUAAAGAGCAAAUACAGGAAGCAAAGUCAGAGAUAACAUUGAAACCAGAUGGACAAGAUACCAGCACAGUAGGGGUAAAGAUUUCCAUAUCUAAAGAACAACCAACGAGCUCCAAAACAAAUGACACAGUGGCCUCAAAAACUGCAGAUCAGGGUACAAAACCUAACAGCGUUGAAACUGAUGUUUCAUCUAAAGGGCCGGGUGAUUCUGCAGAACUGACCAGUAGCAUUAGCCCACAGUCCAGAGGCCCGAGCAGAACAGCCUCCCGCUCUAAAAGAAGAAAAGGUCGGGAACCAACCAGUCCCAUCAGCCCAAAUAGUGAAAACAAACCAGAUUGCUUUACAAGGAAGCCAGAGCUCACUGCUAUAAAACAACAGGUGGAUGAUACAGAGGAGAGUGCUUCUGCCUCCAAACAGGUCUCAUUACCAUCUCAAAAAGCCCAAGGAAAUGCAUCAGACAAACAGAUAACUGAAACUGAAACCAAACGGAAAGCAUUUAAGAAGGAAUUGGAGGUGUUGGACAUACAGAAGAAACAGUUAGAUUCUUCAUUUAAAAAGGAGAAUAUCGACAAACCGGUCAGCAGACAGGAGGGAUUGCCUGAGCCAUCUGUCAACAAAGAUGAACCUGAUACUGCUGCUCAUAGCAGCGAAACAAAGACGCCUAUUGACAAAGAUCCUGGUAUUUUACCCCAAAAGGAGGAAAAGGCAGGGGGACACAGUCUCUUAUUCACACAGAAGAGAGACAAGGCCUCCAAGGACAGCAGAGAAACAUCAGCCUCCUCCCCCUCCCCUGCGGUUGAACGACCUACUGAAACGUCUUUGAUGGAGCAAGAGCCCCCUGUUGAACAUCCUAAAUUAGAUAAAGAAUUGUCGAUGCAAUCUGAAUCAAAAAGUAAAAGUGAAGCGAGUGAAGCGAAUAAAAAAGACACUGGGCAAACACCGCAACCCCGAAACAAAGACAUAGAACUAACAAAUCAGGCAGAGAAUAAAGAUGUGGAUAAAUUAGAAAAGGUAGAGGGCGAAAAAACUAAUCAGACAGAGAGGAAAAGCAAAGAAAAACCACAGCAGCUCCUGCAUUCAGAAAAAAUUACCACAAAGGCCAAGGUUUCAGACAGCAGACAAGGUAUCUCGGGGACAGAGGGUAGAGCUGCUAGGGAUGAUGAAAGAAAAAAUGCUGAAAGAAAAGAUGAGACACAGCUGGUCAAAGCCAUAACAAAACCAGAAACAAACCAAGUCAAACAAGUCUCUCAGUCCUCCAAAAAGACCGGUGUAACAUCAGACCUUUCUGCUCAAAAACAACAUGUCGGAAAUACGAGGACUACACAUCCCGAAAAGGCUGCUGUUUGUGCCGUCACCCAGACUAAUGAGGCUGUGUGUGUGUCUAAGAGUGAGAAAGGGCCGUCAAAGGAAGAAAAAGCAACUAAUGGGCCUCCUGAGUUGCAAACAAAGGCUGUAGAAAGCCCUGGAACCGACACAGGGCCAGUAGUGAUUGCAGAAGAACCACAGCCUCAUUCUGUGGAAAAAACAGAGAAUUCACCAGAUGACUCAUGUGCACAUGGAGCAAAUGAUGCUCAGUUCUCUAGCUCAACUUCUAUUACCAAAGCAACUACAGCAGCUGAGAAAGUGACUGUAAAAGCCGCUGGUGGCACUCCAGCGUUAAUAACUGCACAGACAGAUAAUAUGUCAGAGAAAGAAUUAUCUGUUGAAGAGUCUACUCCUAUUUCUGUCUCUAAAUCUGGAGCAGGGCAAGAUGAUGGGAAAGAAACUGUCAAAUUAGUGCCCUCGGAAGUCAACGUCUCCGGAGAUGUAAUGAAACUAGCUCUACAGUGUGAGGAAUUAAGAAAAACAAAGAGCACAAGUGACAUCACUCCACUCAAGGGCUUGAAAAUAAUAGCACAGAGCCCCUCUGAUAGUGCUGCUUCUAGCUCCACAGUUAAUGUGGUCAAAAAGACAGCUGAGAAAACAUUCCAUUCACCAAUAGAUGAACUUUCAUCUGUUGCUAAUGGUGAUAUCUUCCCACAUCAACAACUACACACUGUCAAAAAGGAACUGGUCAAUAACAAGCCAAGUCAAACUCCAAAAGCACCCACUUCCCCACAGGCUAAUAAGCCGAUCCCAGACUCAACCCAGCGUUCAACCAUGAAGAAACUCCAUUUGCCAAGGGGACUAAGCAAAGAUGAUUCUGCAACACGACAAGACGCCCCCUCAAGCUGGCUGGAUGUGGACUUUCCUAAACGGAGGCUUAAAGUCCCGGUGCCCAAACUGAGCUCUUCUGGAAGUGAGAGCAAUCUUCUGGACACCUCUGGUGAACUAGAUGAUGAAGAUUUUGUUGAGAAAAUCAAGAAGCUGUGCUCCCCGUUCUCCCUCCCGCCACGUAAACACAACCAACUCCGGCAACCUCAGCCGCCAUUCGCCAUGCCUGCCAUCAGGGAGGACCGCUUUGAGAAGACGUUUGACCCCGAGGAGUUUAAGUUUGGCCUGAGAAAGAAAAAUCAAUUCACCGUAGACACAACCCCAGGCCUUUUGGCCAAGCUCCAGAACAAGGAGACAAAAUCUGGCCUGAAGCCUGCCAGGGCUAGUUUGGCAGACAGGAGCAUGUUGCUCAGUAGCCUGGACACUCACUCUCGCCUCAGGGACAAGACCUCUGUCAAAGAUGAGGAAGAUGUCAAGGAAGAGAAAGAUGACCAGCUCAAGGUGAAGUCUCGCUUGGAGGGGAGCUGUGUCCUCAGCAGCCUCACCUCCUCAAUCUUAAGAGGGAAGAGGAAUGGAGUUCAAACGCAGGCAGAGGGCACCAAUUCUGGGGAUGUGUCACCUAGUGAAGCCCCCCAGCUAAGCCCUCCACCUUUAACCCAGCCACCCCCACCAAGCCCAACUGCUGCAGCUCCACUCAAAGAAACACUGGCCCUGAGCAACAGAGAGGAAGCCCAGGCUGUGGUCAGUGACUCAGGCCCUCCACUUCCCUCCUUUAACGACAUCAAGCUGCCGGACUAUUUAGAGAAGUACCUCCCCCGAGAACCAGUGAAACCAGUGCAGAGCAUACAAGGACAGCAGCAAUUCCAAACUACGGUUAUUGAAAAAAUGGCAACUCCAGCCUCCGGAGGUGAAGCAGAUCUGGCUGUGAAACCAGGUCCGGUUCUUCCUGAUGCUGUACCUCCAUGUUUUCCUGACAUUCCUUCAAUCACACACUCUACACUCCCUGAGCUUAAGCAGCCUUCGGCUCAGCCACAGGGAAGACUUAGUGAAAAUAUAAGAACUGCCAAGGGAUUUCACAAGCGCCCUGGAAAGAUGGUGCUGUUUGAGAAAGCUCAGUUCAGUGGCCAGGCGCAUGAGAUUUACAGGGAUGUAGCAGAUGCUACUUCUCUGCAGCUAUCACCUCUCAUUUCUGUAAAGGUUGUUAGAGGAUGCUGGGUGCUCUACGAGAAGCCUGACUUCCAGGGACGCUCCAUUGCCUUGGAGGAGGGAGGCAUUGAAUUGACAAAUGUGUGGGCAGAGCCUGGGCUGGAGACAGAACCACAGAACAACCCACCAAUGCUGAUUGGCUCGAUUCGACUUGCUGUCUGGGAUUACAGCCUCCCCCAUAUUGAUCUGUUUACUGAACCGGAAGGCCGCGGCAGAGUAACGCCUUACCAUGAUGACACAAUAGAGACGGGCUCGUUUGGCAUCCCACUGAGCACUGCUUCCAUCCAAGUGCACUCUGGGGUGUGGCUGGUGUUCAGUGACCCGGGGUUCCAAGGCAUGAUAGCUGUGCUGGAGACAGGAGAGUACCCUUUUCCUGAGACCUGGGGCUUCCCAUCACCAUUUGUUGGAUCUCUUAGACCACUUAAAAUGGGUGGUUUCAAAGUGGAGAAUCCCAAUGAAGUCAAGGCUGUGGUGUAUGAGAAGCCUGGCCUUGAGGGCUGUUGUUUGGAAAUCGACAGUGACAUUUUCAGCUUUUGUGAAAGUGAAGCCGUUGCUGCAGAUGGAGCAAACUUUGACGCAACAAAACUGAACUCUGUGGGUUCUUUAAAGAUCAUCGGAGGACUUUGGGUGGGCUACAGCGAGCCUGGGUUUGAGGGCCAGCAGCACAUCCUGGAGGAAGGAGAGUACCUGGACUGCAGUGACUGGGGAGGCUCAGAGCAGCUCCUUUCACUGCGACCAAUACUGGCUGAUUUCAUGUCUUCGCACCUCAAAAUGUUCAGCGACAUACAAUUCGGUGAGCUGGGCGUCAACAUUGACCUCACAGUGCCCGUGAUUAACAUGGAUGACACAGGCUAUGGCAUGAAGACGCAGUCAGUUGAUGUCAUGGGAGGCGUCUGGGUUGUGUUUGAGGAGCCGGGCUUUUGUGGUGAGUGCUACAUCCUGGAGAAAGGCCUGUAUGGAAGCCCAGAGGACUGGGGGGCGCUACAGCCCAGAGUUGCCUCAGCAAUGCCUGUCGUGCUGGAUGAUUUUGAGAACACAGCCAAGUUUAAGGUGCAGCUUUUCUCUGAACCAGGUUUUCAAGGCUCUGUCCUCCCUCUGGAGGACAGUGUGGCAUCCCUGCAGGAUGGUGUUUCUGUAGCCUCGUGCAAGGUUCUGGCUGGAAGCUGGCUGGCAUUUGAGGGCCAGGACUUCACUGGAAGGAUGUAUGUGUUAGAAGUGGGGAGCUACCCAGACCUGAGAGCAAUGGGAUGUGUUAAUGCGAGCUGCUCCAUCCUGUCACUACAGACUGUUGGCUUUGAGUUUUCACUGCCAUCCAUCACUCUGUUUGAGCGGUGUGGUCUGUGGGGGAAGAGGGUGGUUCUGACAGAUGGAUCAGUCAACCUCCAGCUGGCUGGAGGCUGCACCAGAGUCCAGUCUGUGCUGGUGGAAGGAGGCAUGUGGGUAUUAUAUGAGGGAAUCAACUAUCGGGGUCCUCAGAUUUUGCUAAAACCUGGUGAGGUGCCUGAUUGGCGCAAGUUCAGCAGCUGGCAGAAAAUUGGAUCCCUCCGCCCUCUUUUACAGAAGCGAGUGCACUUCCGUUUAAGGAACAGACAAACGGGGCUCAUGAUGUCAGUGACCGGCGAUUUGGAUGAUGUCAAACUGCUGCGGAUCCAAGAAGCAGAAGAGACUGGUGAAUUUGAGCAGAUCUGGUUCUACCAGAAUGGACAUCUCCACUGCAAGCUGCUGGAGGAGUGCUGCCUGAGUCCCAGUGGUAGUGUGACGAUAGCAGGAAGCCGCGUGGGUCUCACUCCAGAGCCCGACAACCAAAUCCACCUGUGGAGCAUCACCCCUGAGGGCUUUAUCUCCUACACCCCCACCUCUGAUCUGGUCCUGGACAUCAAAGGGGGCCUUCACUAUGACAAAAACCAAGUGAUUCUACAAACACUUGAUCCAAGUAAACUACAACAAAGGUGGGAUGUGGAGAUUAUAUGAUAACAUAUGAGCUGCUGGACUGGAUCCUGAAUAUUAUCAGAGGAACAGCUCUACCAGAGGCUCUGUUAUGCAGCUGCAGGACAAGUGCAAAAGGGCGAGGUACGUCAUUAGAGAUGCUCAACUUCUGCAGGACUACAAACAUUUCCAAUGAGGUCAACAUGAAGAGGUGUGGAUCAAUCCAUAAGAAUGUAUUCCUACUCAGUGCAGAGUCUGAACUUUAAAUAUUUUAUACUUUACACUUAACCAGUAAUAUAUUGGCUCUUAUUUUUUGUCUUUUCAUUGAAUGAAUCUGUUCGCUUGAUAUUAAUUAACUUAAACAGUGUUAACACUUUUUAUGCAACGUCAUUUUAUAUACGUAUAUAUAUAUACACACACUUUAUAUAGAGCCUUAUUUUCCAGCUGCAUGCUACAUUGCUACAUGAGGAAACAAAAAUACAGUUUCUCUUGAAAUGUCUUUUUCUUUGUUUAAUCAAAAUGAUACAGCAAACUUUUGUUUUCAGAAUGGUAAUAAAAGUAUUUUUGUCAA
Molecule: messenger RNA, 8028 nt
Organism: Perca fluviatilis (European perch)
Lineage: Eukaryota; Metazoa; Chordata; Actinopteri; Perciformes; Percidae
Product: beta/gamma crystallin domain-containing protein 1-like
Exons: 22
Coding region: 306-7502 (2398 amino acids)
Source: RefSeq, a predicted model, not a curated record